AGUCCCUCUCUGCUUCAACGAGAGCCUGUUGUGUGGAAUGAGACACUUUGCGCGCCAAAAAUCCGGAACGCAUCUAAGAUCCGUCCGUGAAUAGCAGAGCGUCAGCCGAAGACAGUCUGAGGUAGAUUAGUUGCGAAGUACCAGGUCAAGCCAAAGUUCCGAAGAAGCUUUCCCCCAACAGCAGAAUGCACGUCCUGAAACGAGAUGGCCGAAAGGAGCCGGUCCAUUUCGACAAGAUCACUUCCCGGAUUUCGAAACUCUGCUAUGGCCUCAAUACGGAGUUCGUUGACGCCACCAAGAUCACGCAGAAAGUUAUUCAGGGCCUCUACGCAGGAGUCACCACCAAAGAACUCGACGAUCUGGCCGCUGAAACUGCGGCUACUAUGACCACGAAGCAUCCAGAUUAUGCAGUUCUAGCCGCGCGGAUCGCAAUCUCCAAUCUGCACAAGGAGACGAAAAAACACUUCUCGGAGACGAUUCAUAUCUUGAGAACGAUGUCCAAUGGAAAGACGGGCAAACCCAUGCCGAUGAUAAGUGAGGAAACCUACAACUUCGUCAUGGCCAACAAGGACCGCCUGGACUCGGCAAUAGUCUACGAUAGGGACUUCAACUACAACUACUUCGGAUUCCGAACCCUCGAGCGAUCCUACCUCCUAAAAAUCGACGGUAAAAUCGUCGAGAGACCUCAGCACAUGCUGAUGCGCGUUUCGGUCGGAAUUCACGGUGACGACGUGGAGGCCGCCAUCGAGACCUACAACUUCAUGAGCGAGAAAUGGUUCACCCACGCCAGUCCGACGCUGUUCAACGCGGGUACUUGCCGCCCACAGUUGAGCUCCUGUUUCCUGCUGACAAUGAAGGAUGAUUCUAUCGAAGGGAUCUACGAAACGCUGAGCCAAUGCGCUCUGAUCUCGAAAUCCGCCGGUGGUAUUGGUGUAAACAUCCAUUGCAUUCGACCUACGGGCUCUUACAUCGCCGGGACGAACGGGACGUCGAACGGUAUCGUUCCCAUGCUGCGAGUUUUCAACAACACCGCUCGCUACGUCGACCAGGGCGGCAACAAACGACCCGGCGCUUUCGCCAUCUAUCUCGAGCCGUGGCACGGCGAUAUUUUCGAGUUCUUGGAUCUCCGUAAAAACACUGGCAUCGAAGAGAUGCGUGCCCGCGACCUCUUCUACGCCCUGUGGAUUCCGGACCUGUUCAUGAAACGCGUUGAACAAAACGGCAAGUGGUCGCUCAUGUGUCCCAAUACGUGCCCGGGCCUCAGUGACACGUGGGGCGACGAGUUCGAGAAACUCUACGAGGGCUAUGAGAAGGAAGGCCGUUACAUCCGCCAGAUCGACGCCCAGAAACUGUGGUAUACGAUCCUGGAAAGUCAGAUCGAAACCGGGACCCCGUACAUGCUGUACAAGGACGCUUGCAACCGCAAGAGCAACCAACAGAAUCUCGGGACCAUCAAGUGCUCGAAUCUUUGCACAGAAAUCGUCGAGUACUCGUCGCCAGACGAGAUCGCGGUCUGCAACUUGGCUUCGGUGGCCCUCAACCGCUUCGUGCACGACGGCGCUUUCGACUUCGAGAGAUUGAGAGAAGUGACCAAAGCCAUCACGCGAAACCUCAACAAAAUCAUCGACAUCAACUACUAUCCCGUGCCGGAAGCCGAACGAAGCAACAAGAGACAUCGACCGAUCGGAAUCGGUGUCCAGGGUCUGGCCGAUGCGUUCAUCCUGAUGCGGUAUCCUUUCGACAGCCCGGAAGCGAUGGAUCUGAACAGCAAAAUCUUCGAAACCAUCUAUUUCGCUGCGUUGGAAGCAAGCUGCGAGCUCGCGGAAAUCCACGGAACCUACGAGACAUACGCCGGCUGCCCCGUCUCAAAGGGGAUUCUGCAGCAUGACAUGUGGAAUGUCAAGCCAUCCGACCUCUGGGACUGGGACGGUCUUCGGAGAAAAAUCGCCCAGCACGGAAUCCGGAAUAGUCUGCUGCUGGCGCCCAUGCCCACAGCAUCAACGGCUCAGAUCCUCGGCAACAACGAGUCCAUUGAGCCGUACACGAGCAACGUGUAUGCCAGACGAGUUCUCUCCGGUGAAUUCCAAAUCGUCAAUCACCACCUCCUGAAGGAUCUCACCGACUUGGGCCUCUGGAACGAAACGAUGAAGAACGAGCUUGUCGCUAGCAACGGUUCCGUGCAGAAUCUUGAUAUCCCUGAUAAAUUGAAACAACUCUACCGGACCGUUUGGGAACUGCCUCAGAAGAACAUCAUCAAAAUGGCGGCUGACCGUGGGGCGUUCAUCGAUCAGAGCCAAUCUCUGAACAUCCACUUCGCCGAGACCAACUUCGGGAAGCUCACGUCGAUGCAUUUCUACGGCUGGAAACUCGGUUUGAAAACCGGGAUGUACUACUUGAGAACGAAGCCCGCCGCCCAGGCGAUUCAGUUCACUGUCGACAAAACCAAAAUCAAGCAGAAGAACGCCGAGGCCAUGGUCUGCUCUCUGACAAAUAAAGAUGCCUGCCUGAGCUGCUCGGGUUGAUGGGAAAACUCGACAGAGGCGCAAGACCCCGGUCCCUUUCCUCGCUCAAUUUCCCAGCCGAACUCGUGGGGAAACCUUGCGUUCGGAAUGACCGUAGAGAUCUCUAAUCAGUGAAUCUGGGAUGGAUAAUUCAAGAAUGGUCACCACGUCCGAUAUGACAACGGCUCAAUAAAAAAUAUGAUUUUUUAUGGCCUCGAGAAUUGACUACGAAAA
Molecule: messenger RNA, 2735 nt
Organism: Galendromus occidentalis (western predatory mite)
Lineage: Eukaryota; Metazoa; Arthropoda; Arachnida; Mesostigmata; Phytoseiidae
Gene: RnrL
Product: Ribonucleoside diphosphate reductase large subunit
Exons: 4
Coding region: 186-2522 (778 amino acids)
Biological process (GO): deoxyribonucleotide biosynthetic process
Cellular component (GO): ribonucleoside-diphosphate reductase complex
Molecular function (GO): ATP binding; ribonucleoside-diphosphate reductase activity, thioredoxin disulfide as acceptor
Source: RefSeq, a predicted model, not a curated record